This is a messenger RNA of Antechinus flavipes (yellow-footed antechinus), 2007 nucleotides long. It is a transcript of the gene TBXAS1, whose product is annotated as thromboxane A synthase 1. NCBI's taxonomy places the organism in Eukaryota, Metazoa, Chordata, Mammalia, Dasyuromorphia, Dasyuridae. The record is from RefSeq and is a predicted model, not a curated record. Gene Ontology annotation, molecular function: monooxygenase activity; thromboxane-A synthase activity; iron ion binding. The coding region runs from base 155 to 1747 and encodes 530 amino acids. The transcript has 13 exons.
GUAGUCUUGUUUGUCUGUUUCCGCCUUUAUGGCAGACUGCUGUUCUGGUAACUGCUGACAGAACUUUGAGGCACUCUUUCCUUCAGAGGGGUUCCCCAGCCUGCCUGUCCCCCAAGGUUCCAACAACAACAAUAACUACUGAGGUUGAGGAACAAUGGAAUUCCUGGAACUCUUCCAUUUGGAAAUUAAUGGCCCCAUGGUAACAGUGGCUCUGGUACUGGUCCUCCUAGCCCUCCUGAAAUGGUAUUCCGUUUCUGCAUUUUCCAGCCUUGAGAAACUGGGCAUUAGACAUCCCAAGCCCCUCCCUUUUAUUGGCAACAUGACAUUCUUCCGACAGGGUUUUUGGGAAAGUCACAUGAAGCUGAUAAAGACAUAUGGACCACUGUGUGGGUACUAUCUUGGCCGUCAAAUGUACAUUGUGGUGUAUGAUCCACAAAUGAUCAAAGAGGUUUUGGUGAAGAACUUCAGCAACUUCACCAACAGAAUGAUGUCAGGGAUGGAGACCAAGCCAGUUGCUGACAGCAUCCUGUUUUUGAGGAACAAGAGAUGGGAAGAGGUCAGAAGUAUGCUGACUCCUGCUUUUAGUCCAAAAAGGCUGGAUGAGGUGAUUCCCUUAAUCAGCCAAGCCUGUGAUCUUCUAUUGACUCACUUGAAGCCUUAUGCAGAGUCUGGGGAAGCUUUUGAUAUCCAGAGGUGCUAUGGCUGUUACACUCUUGACGUGGUUGCCAGUGUGGCCUUUGGCUUCCAAGUGGACUCUCAGAAGACCCCAGAUGACCCUUUUGUGAAACACUGCAGGCGUUUCUUUAAAGUCUCCUUUCCUAGAUUUUUUGUGAUUUUAAUCUUGUCAUUUCCAUCCAUUAUGAUCCCAUUGGCCCGAGUUUUGCCCAAUAAAAACAGAGAUGAAGCGAAUGCCUUCCUUAGCAAAGUCAUUGGGAAUGUGAUUGCUCUCCGGGACAAGCAAGCUGAAGAACAGAGACGAAGGGAUUUUCUCCAGAUAUUCCUGGAUGCCAGGAACUCUCCUUCCUCUGUCAGUACAGAGCUCUUUGACAGUGUCAGACAGGAUGCUCAGGAUGGAGAACUUCCUACCCACCAAACAAAGUCCAAGGUGCAACCAAAGGCCUUGACCACAGAUGAAAUAGUGGGGCAAGCCUUCAUCUUUCUAAUUGCUGGAUACGAAACCAUCACCAACACUCUUUCCUUUGUCACCUACCUGUUGGCCACCAACUCUGAGUGCCAGGAGAAGCUCCUGAGAGAGGUGGAUCAGUUCAGUGAGAGAAACACUGAACUUAAAUUCUCCACUCUGGAAGAAGAAUUACCUUACCUGGAGAUGGUGAUUGCAGAGACCUUGAGGAUGUACCCACCAGCUUUUAGGUUCACUCGGGAAGCGGCAAAAGACUGUGAGAUGCUGGGCCUCCGUAUCCCCGCUGGGACUAUCGUGGAAACAGCUGUUGGCUAUCUGCAUCACAAUCCGGAAUACUGGCCAAACCCAGAGACCUUUAUCCCAGAGAGGUUUAGCCAAGAGGCAAGGCAACGGCAGCUGCCCUUCACCUACCUCCCAUUUGGGGCCGGUCCUCGGAGCUGCAUCGGAGCAAAGCUGGCCAUCCUGGAAAUCAAGCUGACGUUGCUUGGAAUCCUUCAGAAGUUCAAGUUUGAAACUUGCUCUGAGACCCAGAUACCUCUGCAACUGAAGUCCAGAUCUGCCCUAGGACCCCAAAAUGGAGUCUAUAUAAAGAUUGUACCCCGCUAAAACAAAAUGAUACCCCUCUCCAUUGCCUGGAUUUCUAAAGGGGAGCUUUUCUUAGCUGCACUCAUUCUCAUCCCUGCAACUCAACAUUGCUAGAAUUCUCAAGUGGAAGAAACCCAUUGUAUGGAUAUUCCAGCUUACAAAAAAAAAUACAGUAUAGAAAUCUAUUUUGUGGAUACCUAGCAUGUCAAUAUAAGAAAUAAAAAUAUGAGGCCAUGUUGUCAUAUACAAUCUAAAACACUUAAUAAAUGCUUGUUGUAGCA